Molecule: messenger RNA, 768 nt
Organism: Brassica napus (rape)
Lineage: Eukaryota; Viridiplantae; Streptophyta; Magnoliopsida; Brassicales; Brassicaceae
Product: postreplication repair E3 ubiquitin-protein ligase RAD18-like
Exons: 3
Coding region: 1-768 (255 amino acids)
Biological process (GO): snoRNA splicing
Cellular component (GO): U2-type spliceosomal complex
Source: RefSeq, a predicted model, not a curated record
AUGUCAGAUUCUGGUGAAGCUAAAAAGUCUCACCCUGCUGUUGAGCAAGACUUUAAGUCUCAGGAAGGCCAAACGACUCAAAACUCAAACAAAAGAACGCUUGAUGAAGCCUCCAAAAACGAAACCUCCGGUUUAGAAACCCUCAAGAAGAUGGCCAAACCAACAGCCAGGAAGAUUGAGUUUAAGACAACAGAGGAGGAGGAGGAGGAGGAGGAUGCAUUGCCUCUAGAAUGUUCCAUUUGCAGAAACCCAUUCUUGAAUCCAGUUGUAACAAACUGCAACCAUUACUUCUGCAAUCUCUGUGCCCUAAUGCACCACGAGAAGAACACCAAUUGUUUUGUGUGUAACCAGCCAACCCUUGGAGUUUUCAACACAGCCGUGGAUAUCAAGAAAAAGAUAGUCAACCCAAGCUCUUACAAUGAGGUCUCUGUAGCAAUGGUGAAGGAGGUGUCAACAAUCUUGGCAAAGGCUUUGGUUAUAAGGAAGGACGCGGAUGCCAUGGCGGCACAGUCGGCGGGAAUGGUGGAAGAUGUUGAAACAGUGAUGGGUAUAGUGGAUGCCCACGGGGAAACGUCGGCGGAAGAUCCAACUUCGUGGGAUGAGAUUGUGGAUCUGGUGGAAAGCAUGGAGGUGGUAGAGGCGAAGGCCAAGGAGAUGGCGGAGAAGGCGGCGGAGAUGGUGAAAGAAGCGAAUGAUACAACGGAGACGGCAAAGAGAGAGAUGGCCAAGGCGUUGGGGGUGAUGAGGAAAGUCAAGUGGAACGUGUAA